UAUAGAAAUCCCCUGAAUUAUCCUCAAAGAGGCCAACCUGCUGUCUCCGAUGCCAAGUCCGGAAGCCUCGAAGCUUCAUUCGACAUGCUACUCCUGAACGGAGCUCCGGCGAACUUCUCCCUCGCCUCCGCCGUGGCCGGCUCCUGUCUCCUCCAGAUAUCCACUCUCACCGCAUUUCCCGCGCUUCGCUCUCUUCCCCCAUUCCAUCCGCCGUCCCUACACCACUGCCACCACCACUUCCCGCUCGGCCGCCUAGCGGCCACCUACCUGUCCUCCACACCCAGACCGCGCCACCUCCUGCCCUCGCUUCCUGCCGCGUCACCCGGGACUUCCGUCGAACAUGUGCCGGUCAAGACCGAGCCGGACGAGGAUCCCGGCUCCGGAGGGGACGAAGAACUUUUCGACUUCGAUUCGAAGCAGCUCGCGCCGCCUCCCCCGCUGCCAAACACUGAGCUCGAGGUGAAGGAGCUGGAGGAGCUGCCGGAGCAGUGGCGGCGCGCGAAGCUGGCUUGGCUGUGCAAGGAGCUCCCCGCUCACAAGUCGGGGACGGUCGUGAGGGUUCUGAACGCCCAGAGGAAGUGGCUGAGGCAGGAGGAUGCCACCUAUGUGGUAGUCCACUGCUUGCGGAUCCGCGAGAACGAAACCGGGUUUAAGGUAUACAAAUGGAUGAUGCAGCAGCACUGGUACAGAUUCGAUUUCGCUCUCGCUACCAAGCUCGCGGAUUACCUGGGCAAGGUGGGUAAGUUUGCCAAGUGCCGUGAAGUAUUCGAUCACGUAAUCGAUCAGGGACGGGUACCCAGUGAAUCUACAUUUCACAUUCUCAUCGUUACGUAUCUGAGUUCAUCGGUAAAAGGCUGUCUGGAGGAAGCUUGUGGCAUUUACAACCGCAUGAUCCAGUUGGGAGGGUACCAGCCUCGCCUAAGCUUGCACAACGCUCUCUUUCGAGCUCUGGUGAGUUGGCCGGGGCCAUCUUCGAAGCAUUAUCUCAAGCAGGCUGAGUUCAUAUUCCACAACCUGGUGACUUCCGGGCUGGAGGUCCAUAGAGAUAUAUACGGGGGCCUUGUGUGGCUUCACAGCUAUCAGGACUCCAUUGAAAGAGCGAGGAUAGAAGAGCUUAGGGAGGAGAUGCGGGAAGCUGGAAUCGAGGAGAGUAAAGAAGUGCUCUUGUCUGUUCUCAGAGCUUGCUCCAAGGAAGGUGAUGUGGAAGAAGCUGAGAGAACGUGGGUUAAACUCAUUCGAGCUGAUAUCUCGCUGCCUCCAAUGGCUUAUGUCUAUAAGAUGGAGGUCUAUGCAAAGGUCGGAGAACACAUGAAAUCGUUCGAAAUUUUCCAAGAGAUGAAGGAGUACGUCAAUCCUCCCACCAUUGCAGCAUAUCAUGAAAUUAUAGAGGUGCUCUGUAAAGCCCAAAAUGUGGAACUUGCUGAAUCUUUGAUGGCGGAGUUCGUACAAACCGGUCUAAAGCCCCUUGUGCCCUCUUAUAUUGACCUGAUGAAUAUGUACUUCAAUUUGAGCUUGCAUGAUAAGUUAGAGUCGACCUUCAACCAGUGCCUUGAGCAUUGCCAGCCCAAUUGUGCUGUUUAUGGUAUAUACUUGGAUUCUUUGGUGAAAAUCGGUAAUCUUGACAGAGCACAGGAGAUCUUCAAUCAUGUGAGUACUAAUGGAACCAUUGGUGUCAGUAAACGCUCGUGCAAUUCCAUUUUGAGUGGCUACUUGUCUUCUGGAGACAUUCGGAAAGCAGAAAAGAUUUAUGAGUUCAUGUGCCUAAAGAACUAUGAAGUCGAAGCCUCGUUGAUGGAAAAGCUUGAUGAUCUCCUGAGCUCACGUGGGAAACCUGUGAAGAGGAAGCCCGUGAGUCUCAAGUUAAGCCAGGAGCAGCGAGAAAUGUUAGUGGGUAUGCUGCUAGGUGGCCUACGAAUCGAGUCAGAUGACCUGAGGAAGAACCACAUGAUCUGGUUCGAGUUCAACGAGAAUUUGCGCGCACAUAUAGUUUUGAAGGAGCAUGUUCAUGAACAGUUCCAUCAGUUCUUGCAUCAUUCUUCGAACUCUGAUGGUUACAGUGAUGAGAUUCCCUAUAGUUUUUCUACCAUAUCGCUCUCAAGGUUCGGUUUCUUUGCCGACCAGUUUUGGCCUGAAGGGAAGCCCGCAAUCCCAAAACUUAUCCAUCGGUGGAUUUCGCCUCGAGUCCUUGCCUACUGGUACAUGUACGGAGGUCAUAGGACUAGUUCAGGAGGCAUAUUGCUGAAGCUGAGAGGGAGUCGACAAGGUAUGACGAGGAUUGUGAAGGCUCUGAAGUUUGUAUCUCUUGAUUGCAGGGUGAAGAGAAAAGGGAGAGUAUUCUGGCUUGGUCUUCUCGGUGACAAUUCGAUGCGGUUUUGGAAACUGAUAGAGCCCUAUGUACUAGACGGCUCACAUGAUUUUCCGGAAGACAGAGAAGACAUGAAUUUUGAUAGUGGAUCUGAUGCAGAUGAGGGUUCUGAUUACAGAGACAAUGAUAGCUAAAGCGUUCACAGACUCGAGUUCAUCACGAGGGAUGCAGGAAAGCCCAGUGGUGGGAACAGGGGAAGUUGUGCCAUUCUUGCCAGGUCUUGGAGUGUACAUAUCCGACGUUCAUAUAUAGAGCAUCAUCAUCAUCUAUUCGGUUUGGUUGGAUUGAAAUUUUCUCCUGUCAGUGCAUGGUAAUUUCCGUGGUCUCGUGAGCCUGGUAAAUACCGAACUUUCAAGCUGUUUCCAAUUUCAGGAAAGUUGAGUGAAGGAGAUAUUUCUCUGUUGAAACUUCCAUCAAUGUUGAGCACUCUGAUUCAGCUUCCUAUCUUAAUUACGGGAGCGAUCUCAGCCAUUUUUUCAGUCAUCGUUGUUGUUAGGCUAAUGAGAAAAUGAAGGAGAAUUUCCGAGGAAACUUGGGAUCAACGGCCCGAGACUGAGUCCCCCUUUAACUUGGAACUUUUCAAACCAAUGAACUGCAACAUUAGUGACUUGUGUGGAGUUGGCUCAUAUCCACUAGCACUGAUGAUAUGACUAAGUCGUGCACCACUAGUAACAGUAGAGUUAGAAGCCAUAUAUAAAUUUUGAUCGCACUCGUUCGCUGGAAAGAAAAAUUAAAAGUACAUCCGACAUUCUUUUCCACUUCUUCAUUUGCGAUGAUCGAUCGGAGAUCCAUUCGGAUAGCAGUCAUGAUCGGCCUCUUCCUCCUCCUUCCACAGGCAUUUGCCGGCCGAUUUCUACCCAGGGAGGAGGUGAGCUUCCGUGGAGCUUUUCCAUAUUCAGUUGAAGAUGGACGCAUUCUUGGAGAAGUUCAGGGAAGUCACGUUCGUAAAGCCGGGGAGGGGUGGGGUUGUUCGAAUGUGCCGAGGGUCAUUGGGCGCCCUCCCCCACAUAACCGGUCUGAUAAGGCAACCUCCCGAGUAUGGUGUGGCUCUAACCCUUGAUCGUAAUCUUACCCUUUGGAGAAUCGAAAAGAAAAAAAAAGAAAAAAAAAAAGACAUGAAGUUUCAUCGUCAUAUGAGAAUUCAGAUAAUCGACAGUAGAAUUUGAGCUGAAACUCAGAAGAUGUGUGAUAUUGGA
Molecule: messenger RNA, 3561 nt
Organism: Punica granatum (pomegranate)
Lineage: Eukaryota; Viridiplantae; Streptophyta; Magnoliopsida; Myrtales; Lythraceae
Source: RefSeq, a predicted model, not a curated record